CUCUUGAAAUUUCGCUUUCGUUCACUCGCGGUUAUUAGUCGGCCGCGCGCGCUCCGGCAAGCAUGUGUUUCGCGUGACGCGCUCUACUACUCCGCAGCACGUUCGAUUUCGUUGGCGAGUCGAUCGUGGUGCAGCAUGGCUCCGCGACGGCAAGGCGCAACCGGCGAACGGGAAUCAGAGGACACUCAUGGGUGCUGCGUGCCUGGCGAAUGCCUUCGCCCCCGGGAGCCCGUCCGCAUCGAAGACGCUGUCCGCGUGCUUUGCAACAAUGACACGUGCACCGCCGGCCGGCAUAUGCACAGAGAAUGCUUCGAGCAAUGGGAAGGAGGAGUUCUUGCGUAUCUGAAGUCAUGUGGCCGAGCGCGAUCAUGGUCCGAGCGGCAGCGGCAUCAGAAUCUAUGGACGAAGAAAGGCUACGAUUUGGCGUUCAAAGCUUGCGGUUGCCGUUGUGGACGUGGACAUCUGAAGAAAGAUCUAGACUGGUCACCGCCAGGUGCGGCUAUACGAGCAGAAGAAGAGAAAAAGAAACGUCGACGAGCUAGAUCUAGCCGCACGCCGGCUGCUAUUGACGUGCGAUCAAGAGCUUUCAGCCUGUCGAGUUCAGGGUCAUGCUCUCCGCCUUCCGCACCUUCGGAGCCAUCUACCAGCCCUACCCACGCUCCGCCAAACCCUAUGACUCCCGCAAAGAGAAAUUCUAAACCUGAAAUAGUAUCCGACAGGGUCAGAGCUGGUGCUGGAGCAAACGGAAUAUUUUCGAGAAGACUGGACUUUUCCACUUUCAACCUUUUGCCGAAGCAUAAAGUCAACUCGUAUCAGAUUAAGAUCGAAGACGAGGGUAACCAUGGUAACGAUGACACCAGGCUCUUCAUCCUUUCCACACUGGCUGGUCAGCACAAGCCGAGGGUGUCCUGCGCUUUAUGCAAAGAGACCCUUCACGUGUUCGACCGGUAUCCUCUGGUCGACGGGACUUUCUUCCUUAGCCCACGCCAACACACUAGCAGCGCUGUUGAGGUGAAAGUGGAAGGUCGCACGCAGUAUCUAACCUGCGUGUGCAUGGGGUGUUUGGAGCGGUGCGACCCAGAGCGCACCAUCCGCUGCCGGUUCUGUGGUCAGAAGUGGGACGGGUCGUCCUUGGUACUGGGCACUAUGUACUCUUACGACAUCUUCAUGGCCACCCCGUGUUGCGCUGAACGAUUGAAGUGCAACAACUGCUACAAGCCACUGCUGCACCCGCACCAGCGGCUGAACUACUCCGACUACUCGCACCCGGUGACGUGCCCGCACUGCCGCGUCGUCGACACGCACUUCGUCAAGCCGCUCACGUACUGCUUCACGAAACGGGCCUUCCCGCUGUUCCAGCAGUGGCCAUAACAAACGGCGGUGCCGGGGCCCUCCCCCGGCACCCCCCCGGACCCAUGGGGCCUCGCGCCCUCGCCGCCGCGCCGCGCCUCGCCGCCCGCGCUGCGGCCCGUCGUCAACACGAGCAUGGCCCGCGCACCCGAGCCGCCCGAGGAGAAGUUCACGCCGAGCCUGGCCAGCAUUACAGAGUCGCUGUCCCUACUGGGGCUCAGCCCGGAGACCCUGGCGAUGAGCUUUGGCGAGUCGCUGGCUGAGCGCUACCUGGCUGCGCUGCGCCCGAAGCCCGUCGAGCGGCCCGCGCAGCCCGCGCAGCUUGCGCAGCCCAAUCUGCAGCUCUUCUCCAACGACUUCAUCGACUACCUGAACCAGAUCGCGUAAAGUGAACGGUGUGACGACAUGGACAUUGCGGCCUCCGCGGAGGCCCUAGGAAUAAUUUUUGUUAAAUUAAGUUGGUAUUAUUGAAAGUAAUUUUAUGUGUCGGUUUAGAUCGUACUAUUGAUUUUAUUUUAAUUUUAUUCUGUACUUUGUUGAUUAAAAUAGAUAGAUGUUGAUUUUUAUCGAAAAAUAAUAUUUACUGCUGAAUAUUGUGACACCAGAAAUUGCAUUUUUUUUUGUUUUCGGUUUAGUCUCGGAUCGGCUAUAUCUGUUCCUUGUGAAGGACCUAAAGGGAUUUUUUUGUUUAAAUUAUUGAUUCUUCGAUUUCAGUGAUACUGAUACGGUGACCCUAUUUGAUAGGUGUUCCAGUUCGAGUGGUGUGUUAUUUAGUUCAAUUUAGUUUAUUAGUUAUGUUUUAUUUUAGCAAAAUUUUAAACUUUAACUUAAGUGUUAUACAAUAUUUUCGUAGGUUUAUUGCAAUCUUUAUUUUCUCCCACCAAAAUGGCACUUUCACCCGAGGGACAUCUCGAAAAUGCCAGUUAGGUUAUUUUCUUAACAAUUUCAUUUAUUCUUUUUCACUUAAUUAUCGGUAGGGGUUUUAAUUAUAAGUGAUUGCUGUGUCACCAAUAAUAUGAUUAGCUUGUGGAUAUGUAUUACGAUUACUCUAAGGUUUAUUGUAUCGAACAAUUGUUUUGGUUUAUGUGAAUAGCUUCAGUGAUUAGCGGAUGAUAAAAUAUUAAAAAGUAUUUAUUUGGAAUCGUGCCAUAUCAACAAAAAAAAAACGAGUCUCGAUGUUUGGGUCAGAUAUAAGGGUAAGAUUGCCGCUCAUCACCGAAGUUACCUUCAAAGUUGUCCUUUUUGUUAUAUUAAAAUUUUGCUACGUCUAUCUAUCUUAGUUUAGAUUAAGAUUUUCUUAUAAUUAUCAUGAAUGUCUAUUUGUUUGUAAGUAUAGCACUUCGACGUGUAGCGUUGAAGCGAUGCCCAUUUACUCAUUAACGUUUAAAGAUAAAAAUUUUAGAUAAGUUUUUGAUACAUUUGAUACUUACUCGCAAAGUGAUUAAAAGUGAUAAAUUUUAUAGAAGUAGACGUGUGUUAGUGAUAGAUAAAGUGGUGCGGAUAGGUAGGCGCUUACUGUUUACAAUGAUAGUGAAAUGUGAACCGUCGUUCGCACCGUAGGCAAUAAUUCUAUGAAGACUUGACGAUUUUUAUAGGUGAAAAUUUUUGCAUUCUUCUAAAAUCAAAACUGCCAUUUAUCUUUUGUAAAUUUAUCACAACGGGACGGAUGCACACGUGUUUAUGCGUAGCGACAUCAACUCGUAUGGACCACGAAUGCUAAUAUUUUCUACGUACAUUUUGUAAUAUCUUUGCAACAAACGAAGCCUAAGGGAAGUAGACUAAAUCUUUGCCCGGUCUACGUUUAAACAGUGUGCAUUGCCCUUAUUAAGUGUAGAUUCUUAAAAGAAAUUUAUA
Messenger RNA from Zerene cesonia (dogface butterfly), 3204 nucleotides. RefSeq names its product headcase protein (gene heca). NCBI's taxonomy places the organism in Eukaryota, Metazoa, Arthropoda, Insecta, Lepidoptera, Pieridae. The transcript is spliced from 5 exons. The record is from RefSeq and is a predicted model, not a curated record. The coding region runs from base 136 to 1371 and encodes 411 amino acids.